CACCAUUAUUUUUCUUCUUUAAUUUUAAGGGUUUUGCAGAAUUUCACUUUCUUCAGUGCAAAUUCGAAUUUGAAUUUCAAUGGCGACACUUUCAUGGAGGCACCAUACACUAAUUCAAGCUCUACUCUCUCGUGGUCCGCUUAAAGAGAAGGAUUUUCAAUCUAUAUUCACCAGAAUCAUCGACAAAUCCUCAGGUAAUCAUCAGUCACUAUUCAAUGAAUACCUGAGAAAGAUAAACGGAGAGCUCGCUUAUGUGCAGUUAGAGCUACGGGCAUGUAGAAACCAGUAUGACGGACAUGUGCAUUAUGGUGUUGUGAACAAUGUUUCAGAUGAGUCAUCCAAACUUGGUACUAAAUAUUCAGUUCCCCAGAUAGCUUUCUAUAAAGGCAUUAUUGAAGCAAUUGUUCAAGACGCAGCAGCUCAGGGAUUUAUAUCGACCAUUGAUGCACUGAACAUACGGCUCGAAAAUCAGUUUCUAGCUGGAACAGAAUCCCAGUCUCAGAGAGGUCAUAUUCCUGCAGCGUUUAGAAAUUUUUCAAUGUCUCAAAAGGAGAGGACCCUUGAGGAACUUGCGAGGGACCGCUGGCUUUCUCUAACAGAUGGUAAGAUAGGACUAGGAGUUCGUUCGUUCCUUGAUCUCAGAAGUUGGUUUCGCAGUAAUGAGGUUCCAGCAUGUGAAGUUUGCAAUGAAGCUGCUGUGAAGGCUGAGCUUUGCAAAAAUGAAGGCUGUAAUGUUCGUAUGCAUAUGUACUGUCUGAGAAUGAAGUUCUCCAAAAGCAAGGCUGAGAAAGUUUGUCCCGGUUGUGGGACAAGAUGGCAUUACAACAUUGCAAAAGUAGAAGCUGUAGAUGAAGAAGAGGAUGCAUCUUUGCCUCCUGAGAGUCAGCAGCCUCGUGAACCCUCAACGAGAAAAAGGCCUAGGACCCGUGCAGCUAUUGACUCUGAUACUGUUGAGCCUGAAUCAUCUCAAAGUACAAGGCUGACUCGACGCUCUGUCCGUCUGAAGAGUUCAGGUUAACAAAUCUGGCUUGCUAGUUGCUAGUUUGGUGCUCAUGUACAUUUAAGUAUAUGAAAAUGGAUAUAUUUUUGCAACCUCUGAAACCAAACUCUAACUUAUGAAUGUAGAUUAUAAGGGUAUCCAGAUUAGUAUCUUAAUCAUGGGUUCUUUUUUGUUUAAAUCCAAUAGUUUCUAAGGGUAGAUUAAACAAUUGUUCAUGUACCUUUAUCCUCGGAGGCUCAAGUAAAUGCCUGUUUGCUUAUGUUUUCUCAUAUGAA
Messenger RNA from Solanum lycopersicum (tomato), 1275 nucleotides. RefSeq lists its product as uncharacterized. Gene Ontology annotation, molecular function: ubiquitin-protein transferase activity. The record is from RefSeq and is a predicted model, not a curated record. Lineage: Eukaryota; Viridiplantae; Streptophyta; Magnoliopsida; Solanales; Solanaceae. Gene Ontology annotation, cellular component: Smc5-Smc6 complex; nucleus. Gene Ontology annotation, biological process: double-strand break repair via homologous recombination.